AUGGGUGCUGCAAAACAAGCUCUUUACUUCCUUUUCCAUCCCAUUCAGCUCCGCAGCAUCAUACAAUGGAAGGUAUGGCACGAUCCGGUGCACCAUCGCGACCCUAGCAAGGAGACCCCAACAGAGGCGUCAUGCUUCAGGUUUCUCAACAAGACGUCUCGCAGCUUCUCCGCCGUCAUACAGGAACUCAACCCCGAGCUCUUGAUGCCCAUCACCCUCUUCUACCUUGUCUUGCGUGGUCUUGACACGAUUGAAGAUGACAUGACCCUUGACGCCAAGACAAAAGAGCCCCUGUUGCGCAAUUUCCACCAAAACAUGGACAUUGAUGGCUGGACCUUUACCGACAACGGGCCCAACGAGAAGGACCGCGAGCUACUCGUACACUUUGAUGACGUGGUUGCCGAGCUCAAGAAGACCAAAGUGGAGUAUCGUGACAUUAUCAAGAGCAUCACUGAGAAGAUGGGCAACGGCAUGGCAGACUUUGCACUCAACGGCGAGCUGAACAAGGAUGGUGUCAUAUCCAUCAAGGACUAUGAGCUUUACUGCCACUACGUGGCGGGUCUGGUCGGCGAGGGUCUGACCCGCCUCUUCGUCCAAUCCAAUCUUGCCAACCCCGCGCUCAACGACCGCCCAGAGCUUACCGAGUCUAUGGGCCAGUUCUUACAAAAGGUCAACAUCAUCCGCGACAUUCGCGAAGACUAUGACGAGGGCAAGAAGUGGUGGCCCAAGGAGAUAUGGAGCAAGCACGUUGAAAAGCUAGAGGACCUUUUCAAGCCUGAGAACCGGCAAAAGGCACUCUACUGCGGGUCUGAGAUGGUCCUGAACGCCCUGAAACAUGCUGAUGAAUGCCUGUACUACAUGGCCGCGGUCAGGGAGCAGAGCGUGUUUAACUUCGUGGCUAUUCCGCAGUCAAUGGCUAUCGCAACCUUGGAACUCGUUUUCAUGAAUCCCGACAUUUUCGACAAGAACAUCAAGAUCACCAAGGGUGACGCCUGCCAGCUGAUGAUCGAGUCAACGCAAAAUCUCAGGGUCGUGAGUGAGGUCUUCCGGCGUUACGUUCGGAAGAUACACCAAAAGGCCGACCCGAGAGACCCUAAUUUCCUGGCUAUCGGCAUCCAGUGCGGCAAGAUUGAGCAGUUCAUCGAGAGGAUAUUCCCAACCCAAGACGUCAACAAGCUGUCGGCCGCGAACAAGGCCAAGGCUGUCCAGCGGGAACAGGAGGACGCCGUGGAUAAGACCGAGGCUCUGUACCUUGUCCUCGCCGUACUCAUCGUCCUGGUGUUCGUCGGCGGCUUGAUGAUUGCACUGGCAUGGUUCCUAGGGGCCAGAUUCGACAAGAUCACCGAGAGCCUCGAGUGGUCCAAACUUUUCCCGCCGAGUACACCGGAUCCGCUGGUCGCACCAGCGCCAGGUGGCGCGCCAGCAACUGGGCACGAGGAACUGUAA
This is a messenger RNA of Diaporthe batatas, 1446 nucleotides long. RefSeq lists its product as uncharacterized. Gene Ontology annotation, cellular component: endoplasmic reticulum membrane. The coding region runs from base 1 to 1446 and encodes 481 amino acids. The transcript is spliced from 3 exons. Gene Ontology annotation, molecular function: squalene synthase [NAD(P)H] activity. Lineage: Eukaryota; Fungi; Ascomycota; Sordariomycetes; Diaporthales; Diaporthaceae. The record is from RefSeq and is a predicted model, not a curated record. Gene Ontology annotation, biological process: farnesyl diphosphate metabolic process; ergosterol biosynthetic process.